AUGACAGUACCCCCUCCUCAAGGGACGGAUCCCAGACGUCCAAAAAACAACCAGGGAGGGAGAGGGACCGUAGGAAAGGCAGGAGCUGGGACGUGGAGCCGGGGCCGGGGCGUGGAGCCAGGGUCGGGACGUGGAGCCGGGGUCGGGACGUGGAGCCGGGGUCGGGACGUGGAGCCGGGGUCGGGACGUGGAGCCGGGGUCGGGACGUGGAGCCGGGGUCGGGACGUGGAGCCGGGGUCGGGACGUGGAGCCGGGGUCGGGACGUGGAGCCGGGGUCGGGACGUGGAGCCGGGGUCAGGACGUGGAGCCGGGGUCAGGACGUGGAGCCGGGGCCGGGACGUGGAGCCAGGGCCGGGACGUGAAGCCGGGGUCAGGACGUGGAGCCGGGGUCAGGACGUGGAGCCGGGGCCGGGACGUGGAGCCGGGGCCGGGACGUGA
This is a messenger RNA of Knipowitschia caucasica, 438 nucleotides long. Lineage: Eukaryota; Metazoa; Chordata; Actinopteri; Gobiiformes; Gobiidae. The record is from the annotation of a GenBank genome assembly.